Molecule: messenger RNA, 2148 nt
Organism: Verticillium dahliae VdLs.17
Lineage: Eukaryota; Fungi; Ascomycota; Sordariomycetes; Glomerellales; Plectosphaerellaceae
Exons: 1
Coding region: 1-1572 (523 amino acids)
Source: RefSeq, a predicted model, not a curated record
AUGAAGGGCAUGGCCGUGGUCGAGUCGUAUGCCGACUUGGCUGGCACCGCACCUGCCAAGUUGACCAAGUCACGCAGCAAGGCUGUCGUCAAACCCAUCCUCAAGAAGGUGGGCUCUCAGUCGGCGAAGAGCUCUCUUGACAUUGACCGCACCUGGGAGGAGCAAAUACACUAUGGCAGCCACGGUUGGGGCGGGGGUGCCGGCCGUGAGCGUGAUGUGAGCUUCACCACAUCAACCACCGAGCUCGACAACAGCAGCUACGCCAACACCAGCAGCGCGAAUACGCGAUCCAAGUACUCGCAUGCCCGGUCCACGAGCGGUGCCUCACACGCAAGCAUCGCCACGAGUAGCGGCAGCGGGCCCGGAGGCUAUCGCAGCGGCAGCUUUGUUCACCCCUUUCAGCAGACCCCGCGGACCUCGACGCCGCCCCUCUCUUACGCCAACUCUCUCGCCAGCCUGGACCAGCCCACACAGCAGGGCAACAACAACCCUCGCGACUACUCACCGACGAUCACGGAGGAUGAGGACCUGGACUUCGACCCCAGCUACAGCUAUAACCACCCUACCAAUGGCCUUCAGCCUCAGUCGCGCUCGCUCUCGCAAAAUAACCUUAACAUCUACGCCGCCAAUACCAACACCGCCGCCAACACGAGCAACAGUAGCCCCAGACGCCCCUCGCUCGCCAGCCAGCGCACAUCCUCCCUCUCCGACGUCAACCAGAACCCCCUCCGCAUCAACACCUCGAACCGCUCCACCUCCGCAUCGGGAGGGUCUCGCCUGGCCAAUGUCUCGAGCACCUCUGAUCUCAACCUUCUCUCCGAGUCCUACGACUCGCCCGGCGCAUUGUCCCUAGCUACUUCGCCGCCUUCUAGCAGCACGCCCGCCUUCUCUCCUCACUCGUUUACAGCGACCUCUCCCAUCUCACUCUCCACAUCAGCCUCUGCCAUGGGUUUACGUACUUCGCUCGAGGGCUUUCGCUUACGCUCUCGCUCUGAGCUUGGCUCGGAUUAUCAUCAGGAGCGCAUUCGCAUCGAGCGUCAAAAAUGGCAAGACAAGGAGCGUGCGAAGCAGCAGAAACGCGAUGAGAAGGAGCAAAAACGACGCGCGCGCGGCGACCAUCACCGCACCGAGUCAGACGCCCGGGAUCAGCAGGUAGAGGCCGCUGCCGAGGCUCUCAUCAAGGCUCGUGCCGCCGCUCUCGACGACGGACUUGACGACCAUACUUUCAUCCGCAGUGAUACUGCUGUUGCGUCCACCUAUGCCGAUGCUAGCUUUGCCGAGUUCAAGGAGCUCCCACGCAGAGCCCGGUCUUCAGAGGAACGUCGGCGCACGAGGAAGAAGACUGCCGCUGCUUCUCAUGGCGCGAGCUUGUCCCCUGUCACGAGCCAGCAUGCCAUGUCGGAGAAGAGCGUGCCCACGUUUGCAACCCGUGGUUAUGCGAGCGUCGCGGCACAGGGUGUGGCAUUUGAAACGCCACCGCGUGGCCGCACUGCUAAACGCAAGACCCAAAGCGCGUGGACAACCUUUACCUUGUGGUUCAAGUCGCUACUGCUCAAAUCGAAGCGUCAGUAGCUUCUUAGCCUGGAGAUGAGCGUCCGGACACAACGCAGACGGAGUUUUCCAUAUGAACGUACGGGCUAUCCAACUGCGAUGCACAGAACGGGUUCAUCGAAACAGAUGACAAAAAGGCUUUUUUCUCUGGCGCUAGAAAAAAGAACAAACAACAUACACGACCAUAUCUUUCGCUUCGCCACUAUACCCCUUUCUCACAUCAGCAGUCCAACUUCGGCCAACUUUCUCUUGGUAGAGGCUACCAGUUUCGUUUGCAAGCUGAGGGCUGCCGUUCUCUUUUUGAUUCUAUCUCGUCAGGAUCUUGAUCAUUUGAUUUUUUAUGCAGGGCGUUAGGUUAUUUGGGGAUUGGGGUUCGGGCCUCUUUGUAUCUUGGCAUCAUCCCCAGCAAGGGGCCAAACGGACGGGCCACGGGUGCAUUGCGGGAGACAUUCAUGCCAGGGAAACAUUUUGGCUCUCGAAGGACGAUCUGGAGUUGGUGGGUUUUGUGGUUAUUCUAGAGCGUUGGCUUUGAACGGAAGUUAUGGAUAGAUAGCCCUUUGAGGACAAUGAACAGACAAUCUGCCUUCCUACCUUCUG